This is a messenger RNA of Drosophila biarmipes, 756 nucleotides long. RefSeq lists its product as uncharacterized. The record is from RefSeq and is a predicted model, not a curated record. The transcript has a single exon. Lineage: Eukaryota; Metazoa; Arthropoda; Insecta; Diptera; Drosophilidae. Bases 130 to 693 code for a protein of 187 amino acids.
GACCCAAGCGUUCCGUGAAAUUUAGCACAUUCUCGCACUGUACAUGUGCACCAAAUAUUUUGGUUUGUUUUGUAGUUACUUACACUCACUCCUUUCGUUGCCAAAAGUCAUUGAGAAACUGACUGAGAAAUGAACGUGAGCGCGGACUUCCAGCCGGUGGCCACGCGAGCGGCCCUGGCGCUGCAGAAGAGGCAGGCGAGCAGUGAUUUUCAGGCGCUGGUCUUCCAGGAGCCACAGGCGGCCGCCAAGAGUGGCUCCAGAAAGGAGGAUGGCUCCAAAUCGCCAACCCAGAAGAAGCCCCACAGCAAGAGCAAGGAGGCCGGCAUCGAGCUGCACCCCGAGUUCGACAUCAAGAAGGCGCGCCACGAGGUGCUGAACUUCGCGAUGAGGAACCAGCGCGUCAUCAAGAACAAGGCGAAGAUGGAGAUGUUCCAGCUGGUGAAGCUGGGCGCCAAGCCGCUGCGCAAGCAGGCCAAGAACUACAAGGAGCUGAAGGACGAGCGCCAGCGGCUGAGGAACAUACGCGAGGAGCGCAAGAAGUUCCACCAGCUGGGCAAGAACCAGGCGGGCGCCGCCAGCGUCCGGUGCCGCAGCAAGUCGCAAAAGGAGCGCAACGCCAAGAAGCGGGCGCCCGUCGCCCAGAUCGAUCAGCACUACGGCAAGGCGCAGCCCAAGUUCAAGACGCGAAAAUAGUUGCUAGGCAGUAGAAUAAUAAACCUAAGCUAGUUGCAUUUCUUUAAUAGUUUCAAAACACAA